This is a messenger RNA of Meloidogyne enterolobii, 893 nucleotides long. Lineage: Eukaryota; Metazoa; Nematoda; Chromadorea; Rhabditida; Meloidogynidae. The record is from the annotation of a GenBank genome assembly.
UUCUUAUGACUUGCUUGAUUUUUUCAUUAAUCUUGUUCUAUUUAUUUUCAUUGUCCUUAUUUAAUCAACCCGUUGUUGGAUGUAUGGCUGGUGGGGGGCAAACGUUUAUUUGUUGUCCACCAUUCUCGUCAAUUGGAUGUUCUCCUUCUGUGCCUAUUUGCAGUGGGUAUUCUAGUUAUGGAGGUAGUUAUGAAGCUCCCCAACAAAUAUUUUAUCCACGUCCUUUUACCUAUCAAAUAAAUAAUGAAUGCAAAGAAUUUAAUUGUGGAAGUUGUGAUGAGAGUGUUGAGGAAGAAGAAGAAUAUCAAAAAAUUAAAAUUGAUUUAGAUACAAAUUCCGAAAGUGGAUGUAAUCAACAACAACAACAAAAGCCUUGUCCUUCAACGGGAUGUAUUGCUACUUUUAACCAAUUCCCAAGCUCACUACCUUCGUGUAAUGGAGCUUCGAAUUGUAAUAAUGAACAGCUUCCUUUAUCCAUUUCUGACGAAAACCUUCCUUGUAUUGAUGGCUGUUCUAGCGAAACAAAUUUACAAAUAAAUUCCCCCUGUAAUUCCCCAAUUAAUUGUCACAACAAUAAUUAUUUAAAAAUCCUCCCUCCUUCUGAUUCUCUUCCAAUUCCUUUACCUUUCGCAACAACUUCAACAGAAUUUCCUAUUGCUGUUUCUCCUGAUAUUUUUAAUAAUAAUCAACAAGAUUAUGAAAGUUUGGAUAAUAAUGAAUUGUUAGGCACUUCUUCGCUUUUUCCAACCUUUCAAACUUCCUCCUUUUUAUUUCCUUCUCCAGUUGAAGUUUCUCCUUCUAAUAGCGUUGAGGAAAUAUUACAAGCGAGUACUUUAACGUCCACAAAUACUGAAGAAGGUACUUGGAGGGGUUGGGUCUUCCACAUUCUUUAG